Metopolophium dirhodum (rose-grain aphid) is the source of this 1998-nucleotide messenger RNA. Its product is annotated as glycerate kinase. The transcript has a single exon. Gene Ontology annotation, biological process: protein phosphorylation. Gene Ontology annotation, cellular component: cytoplasm. The coding region runs from base 338 to 1828 and encodes 496 amino acids. Lineage: Eukaryota; Metazoa; Arthropoda; Insecta; Hemiptera; Aphididae. Gene Ontology annotation, molecular function: glycerate kinase activity. The record is from RefSeq and is a predicted model, not a curated record.
UAUGUCCGAUUUAUAAUACUAUAUUUCUAUACGUGCGAAUAUGCGAUAAUCGGAUUAAUAUUCAUCACGAGAAGUUCAAUUAUUAUUUAUUAUUGCUAUGACGGAGUUACAAUAAAAUUGUAAUAAUAUGUCAUCACUCAUCAUGCACGUACUCAAAGGACGGUCUUGUCGCAGUUGAAAACGAAUACCCGAUGAAAGGCGAUCGGGCUCAGAAAAUUUACUAUCGACGCGGUCUUACCUAUACGAUAAUAAUCCAAAAUUGUCAAUAUUUAUUUAUAUUAUAGGUAUUCGUCAACAUCUCGGUCGCGUUUUGCACAAGGUUGCGGACUUGCAAGUAAUGUGUUCGGAGUUCGAUCGUUUAGCGGAAAUGAAGAAAUACGUUGUGAAGGUUUUUGAAGAAUGCGUCAAAUCGGUGUCGCCCAGAAACAUCGUCAGAAACACACUGAGAUUCGAUUCAAAAAGGCUUUUCGUCAAUGACGACUCUUCGGCGUACAGCGUGCCUGGUGACGUUUACGUGGUCGGUUUCGGUAAAGCGGUGCUGAACAUGGCGCUAGAAGUGGAGAACAUACUCAACGGCCGUCUCAAGGAGGCCGUAGUGAGCGUCCCAUUCGGGACCCAACGACCCUCCUCCUCGCACAACUCCAGAGUGCGCGUCAUGGAGGCAGCCAGGAACAAUAUGCCUGACCGGGAGUCGGUGGAAAACACCAAUCACAUCACAAGUACACUAGCCCGUCUGGGGAGUCACGAUUUGCUGAUCGUACUGAUAUCGGGCGGGGGUUCUGCACUGUUGUGUUCGCCGACCGUGCCCCUCCACGACAAAAUUCUCGCCACCAACUUGUUGUCGUCGGGAGGUGCAUCCAUCGAACAGCUGAACACCGUGAGGAAAGCGCUGUCACGGGUCAAGGGCGGCAGACUAAUCGGGUCGGUCCAACGGGAGUGUACCGUGAUCUCGCUGAUCCUGUCUGACGUCGUGGGCGACCCGUUGUCCGCCAUCGCCAGCGGACCCACCGUGCCCAACGACGAUCCCGACUGUCUGCCCAUUGGGAUCGUCGACCGCUUCGGUCUGCGUGAUAAGAUGCCCAAGUCCGUCAUAGACGCGCUCUUGCGAAACGAAUCGUUCAACGGCACCUCGGCACGGUUCGACAGAGUCCACAAUUAUGUGAUCGGCAACAACGCCAUAGCGUUACGGGCGGGCAUCGAAUACGCCAGCCGAGACUUUAAGGCUGUACUUGUCACGACGUCGCUCCACGGCGACGUGGCUCUGGUAGCGACGUUUUAUUCAGAUCUCGUAGCGUACGUGUGUGGCCUGUACGCAGGCGCAACGGACGAGAAACGCAAAGACCAACUGAAGGUAACGUCGUCGUCGGUAGUCGGCGGUGGCGGCGUGGACGUCGAGGGCCUGACGAACAGUGUCGUCGAAGCGUCGUCCGAAGGCCGUGGCUUGUGCAUACUGAGCGGCGGCGAGCCCACGGUCAUGGUCCGGGGUAGCGGCGUGGGCGGUCGGAACCAAGAGCUGUCGCUGAGGGUGGCUUUGGCCUUGGGGGCGGCGAGACGUCGCGACGACGGUCUGCACCGGUUCGACGUGCUGUUCUUCAGCGGCGGUACAGACGGCAUCGAUGGUCCGACCGAUGCGUGCGGGGCCUUCGGUUACCCGGCACUCGAGGACGUGGCGCUAUCCCAAGGCCUGGACCCUUCACGGUAUGUCAACAACAACGACAGCUACGGGUUUUAUUCGUCACUUGACUGCGGUAGUGGUGAUCUACUGAAAAUCGGACACACCGGCACAAAUGUGAUGGAUGUGCACGUUUUGAUCAUCAAACCGAAAUAAAAUCAUAAUGCCACAGUGCAAAUAAUAAUUAUUUACCAGUUGUCAACACACAUAGACUAUAGAGUUCAGCGACCGUGUAUGAUAAAUAUUAAAUUGUAAUAACCGAUCGUAGAUUUAAUUUUUAUAUUGACAUAAAUUUAAUUAAAUUUUGAAUGAAAAAUUUAAACAAA